Candida tropicalis MYA-3404 is the source of this 3087-nucleotide messenger RNA. It is a transcript of the gene GPI13, whose product is annotated as mannose-ethanolamine phosphotransferase. NCBI's taxonomy places the organism in Eukaryota, Fungi, Ascomycota, Pichiomycetes, Serinales, Debaryomycetaceae. Gene Ontology annotation, molecular function: mannose-ethanolamine phosphotransferase activity. The record is from RefSeq and is a predicted model, not a curated record. The transcript has a single exon. Gene Ontology annotation, cellular component: endoplasmic reticulum membrane. Bases 1 to 3087 code for a protein of 1028 amino acids. Gene Ontology annotation, biological process: GPI anchor biosynthetic process.
AUGACCGACGAAAAUGGUAUUACCAGGCGCUCGAUGUCACCCACACAACAACAACAACAACCAAUAAUGCACACCCAAGCACAACAACAAGCACAAUCGUUUGCUAAAGACCCCCGGUUACAACCUCCAACACGUACUAGGAUAAGGCAACAGAAAUUAAAGUAUACAUUUGUGGGUUACAUCAUUGUCUUGAUAUUUCUAGCCAUCACACAAGUUAUUGGUGUGUUAUUUUUCAAAGAAGGUUUCUUAUUGUCUAGGACAGUAUUACCAAAUAUUUCAACAUGUAAAGAGCAGAAUGAUUGCAUGAAUCCAAGAUUCGAAAAGGCCAUAUUUUUAGUGAUAGAUGCUUUAAGAUUCGACUUUGUGAUACCCAUACCUGGUUCUGAAGAAUACUAUCACAACAAUUUUCCAAUUUUAUACGAUUUAGCCAAUUCAAAGUCAGAUCAUGCAGUACUUUUGAAAUUUAUGGCUGAUCCGCCAACCACUACUUUGCAAAGACUCAAAGGGUUAACAACUGGUUCAUUGCCAACUUUCAUUGAUGCCGGUUCAAAUUUUGAUGGUGAUGCCAUUGAUGAAGACAAUUGGUUAUUACAGUUGCAUAGAAUCAAUAAAACUAUAGCAUUUAUGGGUGAUGAUACUUGGAAGGCUUUAUUUAGUGAGUACAUUCAUCCUGAUUACAACUUUCCUUAUGAUUCAUUGAACGUAUGGGAUUUGCAUACAGUAGAUAAUGGUGUUAUUGAACAUAUGUACCCAUUAAUAAGUAAAGAAAAUUGUACGAAAUGGGAUUUGCUAGUGGGACAUUUUUUGGGGGUUGACCACGUAGGACACAGAUAUGGCCCACGACAUUAUUCCAUGAAAGAAAAGUUGAACCAAAUGAAUGAUGUGGUUACUAAAGUAAUUAAAAGCAUGGAUGAUAAAACACUUUUGGUUAUAAUUGGUGAUCAUGGUAUGGAUUCAACAGGUAAUCAUGGAGGUGAUUCCAAAGAUGAAUUAGAAAGUACUUUAUUCAUGUAUUCUAAGUCCAAAAAGUUCUUAAAGAAAGACAAGUCACAUUACAAUAUAACUGAUAUGGGUAAGAACUAUAGAUCAGUGAAUCAGAUUGAUUUGGUUCCAACAAUGUCACUAUUACUUGGAUUGCCAAUUCCUUACAACAACCUUGGAUUCCCAAUUGAUGAAGCAUUUGGAAGUAUCAAAGAAUUGUCGACAGCGUCUCAAAAGACAAUUGAUCAAAUUAAAAAAUUCAGAAAGGAUACCCCAAGUUUAUCAGACUCAUUACUUGAAGAAUAUGAUUCAUAUAAUUCAAACUAUGAUACAUUUGGUGCAUCCAAGAAACAUUUUUCUAAUUUGAUAGAGCAAGCCAAAUUGUAUCAAUAUCUUUCAUUGGAACAGUGUAAAGGAUUAUGGGCCACUUUUGAUUUAAGAUUCAUUGGCAUUGGACUUGGUAUUUUAUUCCUUUCUUUGACAUUUAUGAUUACAUAUUCUAGAUCAAUUCCGGCUGUUAGAGUACUGACAAUGUCGUUUGAGUUUAUUGGUUCAGUUAUAGCCAUGUCCAUCAUGGGAUUGGUGUUGAGUUUUUCUAUUUUCAUUGUCUUAAAACCUGGUGACUUUACCUUGAACAUCUGCUUAUCUAUAGGUGCAGCAUUGGGAAUGGUUAUUGGAUUUUGGGCACCAAUUAUGGAUAGAUUCAGUGUUGGGUUCCUUUGGCAUCAAACAAUUGAUUUCUUCUUGUACAAUUUUAACUCGUGGUCAUUUAUGGGGAUUGUGUUUGUUGCCUUUCACUGCUUGAUCUUUGCAUCCAAUUCAUAUGUUGUUUGGGAAGAUAAGAUGGUUCAAUUUUUUUUGUUGACAUUUGGUGGUACCUGUAUUUAUGCAUGUUACACCAGUAAUAAACUUCUGGAGAAGGCAAAGGUAUUAGCACUUCUGCAUGCUAUUACUUUCACCAUGUGUACCAGAUUGGCAUCCAUGAUUAAUUUAUGUCGUGAAGAACAAAGACCAUAUUGUACUCCAACUUUUGCUACUUCCUGGUGGUCAAUUUUGUUGUUACAUCUUGUCGCUUAUUUAUUACCAGCAUGCAUCAAGUCAUUUUAUCAUUUAUCAGACUCCUAUCACUCAGCAGCACCUUUGUGGAUAGGUACUGGGUUAAAGUUUUUGCUAUUCAUGAAUGCAGUAUAUUGGACUUUUGAAUUUGUUUCUACAAAUGAGUAUUUCAGUAAAAUUAACUUAUUAAUUGGUACGUCUUUACUUGUAUCGUUCAAGUUAGCGAUAGCCAGAUUGGUCUUAUUUAUUUCAUUAGUUUUGGCUAAUUUCAGUUGGUCCAGGGGUCCAUUGUGUGUUAAAUUAGAGUUGUCCAAUAGUGCUAAUAAUUCUAUCCACUUGGAAGAAACAGACGAUGAUGAUAAUUCCGAUAGUGACCUGAGCAACAAUAAAACUGCCACCAUUCUUGGAUAUGGCAAUGUCUAUGGGUCGUCCUACUUUUUGUUGGUUUUGAAUUUCACGGUUGCAAUUAUGUUGACAACAAAACCAAUUGGUGCAUUAUCAAUAAGUUUGUUAAUUGUUCAAAUACUUUCUCUUUUGGAGAUUCUUGAUGUGUUAGAAAUUAGAAAGAACUUAAUCACCCCUAUAAUAUUUGGAUUGUUGGGUUAUCAACAUUUCUUCAGUACCGGUCACCAAGCAACAUUACAAUCUAUUCAGUGGGAAAUGGGAUUUAUGACUACUGAGACCAUUGUUUUCCCAUUCACACAUUUAAAUAUAUUUUUGAAUACGAUGGGUCCAUUUCUUUUAACAGGAUUGGCCAUUCCAUUGAUCACAAUAUGGAAGAUCAUACCAUCCUCAAAGCCAAUAACCCUUUUAUCUCAAAUAAUAACUAACAUAACAACAUUAAUUACAUAUCACUUGUUCACUGGUCUCAGUAGUUUGUUAUUUGCUGCUCAUUUCAGAAGACAUUUGAUGGUGUGGAAAAUAUUUGCACCUAGGUUUAUGUUGAGUGGAAUUUUGAUUAUAAGUUUGAACAUUUUUCUUAUCUUCAUUACCUUGUGGUUUGGAACAGGUAGAAUUUUGUCCCAAAUUAAUAGAAUUUUUGGUAAAUAA